Penicillium pulvis is the source of this 1359-nucleotide messenger RNA. RefSeq names its product putative dipeptidase. Bases 1 to 1359 code for a protein of 452 amino acids. Gene Ontology annotation, biological process: proteolysis. The record is from RefSeq and is a predicted model, not a curated record. NCBI's taxonomy places the organism in Eukaryota, Fungi, Ascomycota, Eurotiomycetes, Eurotiales, Aspergillaceae. Gene Ontology annotation, molecular function: metallodipeptidase activity. The transcript is spliced from 3 exons.
AUGGAGAAGGUAACACUGCAGAAGCGCUAUGAGGCUCUGAGCCAGGAUCCCGAAAACCUGGAAAUCUCUAAGCCAAAGUCAUGUCGGAAACGAGGCUGGGCUUUGCUACUCUGCAGCUUGCUUGCCGGUGGAUGGUUCCUGAGGCCGCACUGCCACCAUGUUCAUCGUGUCCCUACCAUCGAAGAAAGAGUGCAUCACAUCUUGACUCAGACUCCAUUGAUCGAUGGCCAUGAUGAUUUCCCUAUCUUUAUCCGAUCGGUCUUUCAUAAUCACAUUCAUAGUGCCAACUUUACGGACGCCUUUCUCAAUGGCACACUUCCCGCUCAUGUAGAUCUGCCUCGUCUGAAGCGUGGACAUGUUGGUGGCACUUUCUGGAGUGUCUUUGUUCCCUGUCCUACCGAUUGGACUGACUUUUCAGAUGAAACAUAUGCGCCGAGUAUACGUCAAACCAUGGAACAGGUUGACUUGAUGUCUCGUAUUCAGCAGACAUUUCCCGAUGUUUUUUCGACCCCGCCCAAUGGCACUACCGCGCUGAGCGCCUUCCAGGACGGCAAGAUCAUUUCUCCUCUCGGCAUAGAAGGAUUGCACUCCAUCGGCAACUCUCUGUCGCAUCUUCGCAUUUUCUACGAACUCGGUGUCUCUUAUGCAACACUAACACAUAACUGCCACAACCGCUAUGCUGAUGCCGCGGUCGUUGAACUGUCAGGUGGCGGCGUGAAGAAGUCCGACCCAUUGUGGCACGGAGUCAGUCCAGCAGGUCAGAACGUGGUCUACGAAAUGAACCGACUCGGCAUGAUUGUCGACCUAGCCCAUGUGAGCGUGGAUACCAUGCGUGAUGUGCUCGGUGCAGGCAAGACCGAGUGGACCGGCAGUCGGGCUCCGAUCAUCUUCAGCCAUAGCUCGGCCUAUGCGCUGUGCCCGCAUCCGCGAAAUGUGCCCGAUGAUGUUCUUGAACUAGUGCGGGAAAAGAAUUCGAUCGUCAUGGUUAACUUUUCGCCUGAUUUCAUUUCCUGUGUGGAUUCCGGUCGCGCCGAUGGCAUCCCUGAUGCUGAUCCUGAGAAUGCUACGCUCGAACGCGUCGCGGAUCAUAUUAUGCACAUCGGGACUAUUGCGGGCUUCGACCAUGUUGGCCUUGGGAGUGACUUUGACGGUAUUCCGACAGUGCCUCGAGGCCUGGAGGAUGUGUCGAAGUUCCCGGCUCUCAUUGCAGAGCUCUUGCGCCGGGGAUUGAGUGAUGAGGAUGCUGCCAAAGUGGCUGGUGGCAAUCUGCUACGUGUGUGGAGAGACGUCGACCAGGUAGCCCUGAAGAUGCAGGCUGAAGGUGCCGCCCCCGUGGAGGACGACUCUCAGACAAUCUAA